Molecule: messenger RNA, 1936 nt
Organism: Chinchilla lanigera (long-tailed chinchilla)
Lineage: Eukaryota; Metazoa; Chordata; Mammalia; Rodentia; Chinchillidae
Gene: Ctsb
Product: cathepsin B
Exons: 10
Coding region: 123-1145 (340 amino acids)
Biological process (GO): regulation of catalytic activity
Cellular component (GO): lysosome
Molecular function (GO): cysteine-type endopeptidase activity
Source: RefSeq, a predicted model, not a curated record
UAGGGGCGGCAGCCAGCUGGGAUCAGCUCGGUUCCGCUCCGCUCGGCUCGGUUCGGCUCUGCGCGCACGCGGCUGCGGCCCAGGCUCUGGCGCUGCUCUGUGGGUCCCCGCCCAGCAUCAGGAUGCGGCGGUCCUUGGCCUCUCUCUGCUUCUGGCUGGCGCUCAGCAGUGCCUAUAAUGCGCCUUGGUUCCACCCGCUGUCCGACGAGCUGGUCACCUACGUCAACAAGCUGAACACGACGUGGCAGGCUGGACGCAACUUCUACAACGUGGACAUGAGCUACGUGAAGAGGCUGUGUGGUACCUACCUGGGUGGGCCCCGGCUGCCACAGAGGGUCGGGUUUGCCGAGGACAUGAAUCUGCCCGAGAGCUUCGAUGCCCGGGAACAGUGGCCCAACUGUCCGACCAUCAAAGAGAUCAGAGAUCAGGGCUCCUGCGGCUCCUGCUGGGCGUUCGGGGCCGUGGGGGCCAUGUCGGACCGGGUCUGCAUCCACACCAACGGGCACGUCAACGUGGAGCUGUCUGCAGAGGACCUGCUCAGCUGCUGCGGCCCCAUGUGUGGGGAGGGCUGUAAUGGUGGCUACCCCUCCGAAGCUUGGGAAUACUGGACCAAAAAAGGCCUGGUCUCUGGUGGCCUGUAUGACUCCCAUGUGGGCUGCAGACCCUACUCCAUCCCUCCCUGUGAGCACCAUGUGAACGGCACCCGGCCCCAGUGCACUGGGGAGGGUGGCGACACCCCCAAGUGCAGCAAGAGCUGCGAGCCCGGCUACUCCCCGUCCUACAAGGAAGACAAGCACUACGGGUACGAUUCCUACAGCGUCUCCAAUGUCGAGAGGGAGAUCAUGGCAGAGAUCUACAAAAACGGCCCAGUGGAGGGCGCCUUCACCGUGUUCUCGGACUUCCUGUCAUACAAGUCAGGAGUGUACAGGCACGUAGCCGGAGAGGUGCUGGGGGGCCAUGCCAUCCGCAUUCUGGGCUGGGGAAAGGAGAACGGUGUCCCCUACUGGCUGGUUGGCAACUCCUGGAACGAUGACUGGGGUGACCAUGGCUUCUUUAAAAUCGUCAGAGGAGAGGAUCACUGUGGAAUCGAGUCUGAAAUCGUGGCUGGAAUCCCGCGCACGGAUCAGUACUGGGGGAGGUUCUAGUCUGCUGUGAGCCUGGCUGGCCUGGGUGUUUUCCCUGAACGCAGCCAGCGGGACUGGGGGUGAGACGGCAAGUGUCUUCCGUUCUUGGGAUUCACAUAAGGCAGAGGUUUUAGACAGGGCCUGAAGGCCUGGCUCGGGCUGCUCACACCUUCCCAGACAGCUGUCUUCCGAGGGUACCUGUCCCUCCUGGUCCCCAGCCUGGCCGGGGGGCGAUGGCCAUGGUGCACUCAGCAUCCUCCCCCUGUGGACUCUGCCUGCGGCCCCUGCUCUGGCUGCGGCCCCUCCCACCCACCCCACGCUCCUCCAGGAGCACGACAGACACAGCAGGUUUCCAGAGGAACAAGCACGCAGUUCCUGACGAAGGGCGAAGGCCCCGCAGCAGUCCCUCGGAGCAAGUAGUCUUCUCCAUGGACAGGUGCAGGGCAGGGUGGCAGCAGCCUCGAGAAAGCUGCCUUCCCCCAGGCUGCCGCCUCAGUGCCCUCUGGCGUCCGAGCCCUCUCCUGUUGAUCUUGGCCUUGGCUGAUCCUUUUUCAGUAGUUUCACUUCCUGUGCACCUCAGCUGAUCAUGUGAAUGGACAAGCUGGAGGAACUGCACAAGUUUCCCGGGUUGUCUCCUAAUUGUGUGGCUUAAAAUGAGUCCCGUGGGCACGAUUCGCUUGCUGACUGCUGACCUCAGCGACCACGGUAAAACUAGUUUGGGAGAACGCAGCUUUUCCUGUUUAAAAGCAAGUCAGUGCUUCGCCCUGUCAAUUUAACAAGGAACAACUGUGCCAAUAAACGGUCUCGCCUCA